GUAGUCUUGGACCUAGCCCAUUUCUGCCGACACAGGUUGUCCACGGCAUUUCAAGAGAACAGGACCGAUAUAAAAACCGCAUCGCACCCGCAUCCAUGUCUGCUCUUUAAUCGAUACCACAUAGUCCAAUAUCAUCAGCACACGACGCGACCCACCCGCUCUCCCAAAUGGACCACAAGUGCAAGCAACAGGAGAAAAUAAAGAUAGCCGCUUGUCCUCCGUCUGCAACCCCAUAUAGCCCACAAGGUCCUACACCGAUUUGCUCGACUCCUACCAGUAACGCUCCUCUGACGACUCCGACGUCCUUUUGCCCAUCCUUCAUGGACCCCGAUGCCCGCAUUCAUUCAUCCUAUUCCGCAUCGUUGGCUUCUCAUUGUUCUCGUGCGAAGUACAGGGCUGAGAAGCAAAGCCUCAAAGCGCAGGCCAAGAUCACCAAACGCGAAACCCAUGCGCUAGCCAAGGAGGCGAAGCAUCAAGCUAAGGAGUUCAAGCGUGAAGCAAAGCGUCAAGCCAAGGAACUCAAGCGUGAAGUGAGGCACCAGGCCAAGGAGUGCAAUCGUGAAAUCAAGCAUCAGGCCAGGGAGUUCAAGAAGGAGGUUCAUCAUUAACCCAAGAAAGCCAGGAAGAACGUCGAACGCAAUCUACAGGAAGAUUGCGGGACGUGCGAUAUCUGCGACGCCGCCAGAUAUGGCCCCAGCCCUUAUAUCACAGACUGCGGAGCCCCCUGCCAGAGACUUUUCGAGGCCCAUUAGAAUCAAAGAUUGGAGCGUAAAGCUCGUCGCGAUUGCCGCCGCCGUCACCAGCACCUGCCACUCCCAUUCCUCAUUCUCUCUAAGGUUAUUCAAAGAGGUCCUCUUCUUUGCGGCGCGCUAGUCUAUCGCCAGGGGUGUGUACCUGAGCAAGAGCACAUCAUCGUCCGUCCUGCGCUCGCUACGGAUGCAGUAUCUGAGGACAUCUGUCCAGAGACGUGUUUAGGUUACUGUCCUUUGCCCUAUGGUCCACACAUCAAUGUCAAAUUGCUAUUAAUU
Molecule: messenger RNA, 1028 nt
Organism: Gamsiella multidivaricata
Lineage: Eukaryota; Fungi; Mortierellomycota; Mortierellomycetes; Mortierellales; Mortierellaceae
Exons: 1
Coding region: 168-608 (146 amino acids)
Source: RefSeq, a predicted model, not a curated record